Messenger RNA from Alnus glutinosa, 828 nucleotides. Its product is annotated as B3 domain-containing protein At2g31420-like. The record is from RefSeq and is a predicted model, not a curated record. Gene Ontology annotation, molecular function: DNA binding. Lineage: Eukaryota; Viridiplantae; Streptophyta; Magnoliopsida; Fagales; Betulaceae. The transcript has a single exon. Bases 1 to 828 code for a protein of 275 amino acids.
AUGGCUCUUCACGCCACUGAAAUAGAGAAAAGAAAGUCGGAGAUCAAUAUGGGGUUAUUGAGUUUGAGAGAUCUGGAGGGUCACGACCCAACUGGGUGGGCCUUCGGUGAUUUGCUAGUUGUUUGUGGUGUUGCCGCUGAGAAAUAUGAGGAAGAAAAAUAUAGGAAACAAUGGAAACCGCCGGUGGCAAGCCCCAAGAGAAAAAUCAUGGGUUCUCUUAUAGAAGCCCAAAGAAGCACUCGCAGAAGGAAUGGCUUGAAGCGAAUCUACGUAGACCCCGAUUUCAAGAUAAGCCAAAACAAGUCUAAAAGCAAAAACAAAGAACCCGGUAUGAGAUCGGACAAGAGGCCGAAGCUGGAUGUGCCCGCCGUUCCAAACCCACCGCCGGACUUGCCUGAGGAUCUCAAGAAUCGCAUCAAGGCGGUAGGCGGAACCGAGGUGGUUAUGGUAAUACAAAAACGCCUCACCGACACUGACCUACAAGAAGGCCAUAAUCGGUUGUCCAUGCCGUUUGGGAAGAUCGAUAGGGGUUUCUUGAGAGAGGAAGAGAAAGAUUUGCUUGCCGAACAACAGAUAAUGGAAGUGCCAUUCUUGGAGCCCUCGCGAGAGGUGAGUAAGAUGAUAUUGAGGCAGUGGGACAUGGGCAAAAAGUCGGGGAAGACAAGCUCCAUGUACGUGUUAAGGACAAACUGGAAUGAUGCCGCCAAAAAGAAUGUACUCAAGGCAAAUGAUGUGGUCCAAGUUUGGUCUUUCCGAGUCGGUGGUGAACAACAACAACUUCUUGGCCUGGCUCUGGUCGUGGUUAGUAGAUCGAGCACCAAAUCUUGA